Molecule: messenger RNA, 1770 nt
Organism: Peronospora farinosa
Lineage: Eukaryota; Oomycota; Peronosporomycetes; Peronosporales; Peronosporaceae
Source: the annotation of a GenBank genome assembly
AUGAACGGUCUGUAUGCAGACUCGACGAGAACUGCACGGGUUUUGGAGACGCUCUUAAGUCCUCGGUCAUUAGAUGCACGAGUGCUUCAGGUGGACAAAAGGAGCACAGAAAUCAAGCCAUUCCAGUUCUCAGGAAUUGUGUGGAUGGCGCUCAAACUCUCUGGACUGGGAUUUUGCAGACACAGGGAUUUUUUGUGCUUUAAGCAAAUGGAUCUUAUUAAAGACGAUAUGGGAGAAGAAAUGGGUUACAUGGUGCUGCAUUCAAUUGACCCUUUAGCUGAUGAGUUGGCUGUUUCUAGCUUUGACUCAUAUGCGCCAAUGGGAGCCACGUGGCCUCCAUUGAAUUUAGCACAUCAGACACGUAAUCGCAGUUCGAGCUCGAUUGGAAUCAGCACGGACGGCUUUGUGAGAGGUUUCAUCUCGUUGGCUAUCGUGUUCAAGCGUGUAGACGAUGAUCGUGUAACCAUGUUUGCCCAUGGUCAAUUUAAUCCGGGUGGCCGUUUGCCGCCAGUGCUGGGAGACAACUGCAUUGCUGAGUGGCUGACGUCCAUGGCCAACACUGUACAGAGCGGCCAGGCCAAGAAUUUGUCGCUCCUGCUUACAGGUCAGAGACAGUCGCUCAAUGAUCAAACCAGCUCCAGACAGCGGUGUGGUGUGUGUGCUGGUGCCCUGUUCUUUUGGGAUACGCCACGGAACUGUCGGGGCUGUUGGAAACCAUGUUGCCGUACAUGCCGCGUGAUAAAGCCGAUAUUCUGUGCUCACUAUCAUCCGAAUAGAGGCAGCGCUGCUGGGGGGCCGUGUAUGGAAACAUUUUGUCUAUCUUGUGUGUGCGCGGUGAUUCCAUCCGGGGCGACGAUCAAUGCUCGCUUGCUGAAGCGGCUGGCGAAAAAGCGCAAGCAGACACCCGUUUUUUCCCGUCUGACCAUGACGGCGUCCUCGAUCACGGACGGGUCGAUCUUACAACAACAACUUCAGUCGAUUGCUGCGUCAGAAGAUCUGCUGACGAAUGCAGAAAUGUCUUCAAUCUCCGUGCUAUCGUCAUGCGAAUCGGAGAAACACCAGCAACACCGACUAGUUAUCAGCGCUCGGCCGAAAAAGCGGGCCUAUGUGCCACCUACGGGUCAGAAAGAAGAUCAAAAUGAUGACGGAGGUAUGGCUGCUGCAAGUAUCAUGCUGGAAGUGUUGGAACACUAUCAGGUCCGCCGUGCCGGCACGGCAUCCGUCGUCUCGGGGGUAUCGUCGACAAAUGCUGGAACGUCCCUGCAGUCGUUCACGUCCACGGACUUGGGGUCGGCUUCGACCAACCACUUUAACUCAUUGCAACUCGGACGCUACCCGUCCGGACAUAGCCUGCUGGCCCACAAUCAAAGUUUUCGCCAGCAAAUUCCUUCUCACUUGAUUACUGCCUCUGCGACAGCACGGCAGGGUCAAGUGUCACUAGAAAGAUAUGGUAUUCAAGCCCAGAGCAGCUUUUGGCUGCCGCGCCAGUCUGUGCUGGUAAGGAAAGCGAAAGAGUCGUCGCCUCCGCUUGACGAAGAAUACUACCAACGGCAGCUGCAAAACUACCUGCUACACACAAACAGUAGCCGCAGUUUAGCAAGUGUGCUGUCACGCAGCAGCUAUGGUGGGAUGCCACCGAUGGUGCCUCAGCCAUUAAUCUUACAGGAAUCGAAUGUGCUGUCGGAGUAUUGCAGAGACACACGAGCUGCAGUCAACUACUCGACGCCCAGUGGCCCACCGGAUAUGGUCAUCUAUCGCAGAUUCAAGUGA